AUGGUUAAGUUUAUAUCAACUAUAAAAGCAGUGAUCACCCGCUUACUGUUUGCAUCCCAUGGAUUUAUCGCAAUUUGGCAAGUGACGUCCUUCAAAAAAAAUCCUUUUUACUGGUACCUCAGUUCACCGAUUUUAUUGUUGUUCUUCGAGGGAAUAUUUACUAUUGCAAUAAAAACUCACCAGGAAUGGAAGUGGUUCUGCCCAUCAGUGUUUCUUUACCUCACAAGUGUCGUCCCAGCAAUUUGGCUUUUGGAACUGGAUAAACUAGAAACUCGAUUAAAAUCACGUACCACAAAUAUAAAUAUAUCAGAAACAAUAGACAUCAGUAAUUUAGCAGCAGAAGACUUGAAAAAUUUGGAAAAAAUAUUUGGGUCGAUCAACUUCAAAUUACCUGAUAUCCAAAUAUCAACAGAAACAUGGGUCACCCUGAUAGAGCAAUUUCUAAUGUUAGUACUAAUUGUUGGUCGGUGGAUGUUACCUAAGGGAGACUUGACACGUGACCAAUUGAGCCAGCUUUUGCUUGUCUAUAUUGGAACAGCCGCAGACAUAAUAGAGUUUUUUGAUUCCUUCAAAGAAGAUGUUAUCGGACAGGAGUACGUUCUUGUUUAUCUGACUUUGGGCAUAUGGUCAUGGUCCUUGAUGCAAUUCACAGUUGUAUUGACGGCAACAAAAUCACGAAAAUCGAGAUUGUCAUCAGGGACAACAGUGAAAAGAAAAGUACCCACUGAAACAAGCUGUUGCAGUAUUGACACUUGGGGUAUAACUCUCAAUAUUUUACUUCAGGAUGCUCCAUUCCUUGCAUUUCGUCUGAUUAUUAUUGUCCAUUACCGUAUCGUUAGUUAUAUGAACAUUUUUUUCACUUGCAAGAAUACUCUGGUUAUUUUACUUCAGUUGUAUAGACUCUGUGUGGUACACAGUGAAAACAGAAGCAAGCGGAAACGGAGGAAAUUGAAACAAAGACAAAAAUACGAAAUACCAAAUAUCAGUAUUAUAUCACGCGAUGAUGCUGUUUAUAACUACGAACAUUCACAUUCGAAAAAACGACGACGGAACUAUGAAGAUGAUUCAUCAGAAUCCGAUGAUGAUUUUUCUGUUAAAGAAAACGAUAUUUAUGAACUAUCAGUUAAAGAUUUGUCACGAAAUAAAAGGAGUAAUAUUAGACAAGAUACUGGAUAUUCUACUUCUAGCUCGCGCACUUCGUCCAAAAAUAAUAAAAUCCAUAAGGAUGAUAAAAGACGAGUUUUAAUGCGUCAUCGAGAAGUCGAUAGCGAAGAGUUUUAUGAUCUAGAUGAUGAAGUUGAAGUAAAGCGAAAACAGAGAGACAAAAAUAAGGGAAAAAGAUUAAAGAAAGAUGAUUUCAAAAAUGAUAAAGAAAAAAAUAAAUCGGUUAAGAAGAAAUCAAAAGUUUGUAACUUAACUUCAGAGGAAUGUGAAGAUAAGAGUGCUUAUAAAAGUCAGAGCGAAUCAGAUAUUGAAUCUGACCAUAGGCAA
Messenger RNA from Cotesia congregata, 1491 nucleotides. The record is from the annotation of a GenBank genome assembly. Lineage: Eukaryota; Metazoa; Arthropoda; Insecta; Hymenoptera; Braconidae.